This is a messenger RNA of Populus trichocarpa (black cottonwood), 1361 nucleotides long. Its product is annotated as protein OXIDATIVE STRESS 3 LIKE 1. NCBI's taxonomy places the organism in Eukaryota, Viridiplantae, Streptophyta, Magnoliopsida, Malpighiales, Salicaceae. The coding region runs from base 143 to 976 and encodes 277 amino acids. The record is from RefSeq and is a predicted model, not a curated record. The transcript is spliced from 3 exons.
CACACCACCACAUGUUCUCUUUCUUUAUUCAACCCAAAUCUUUCUUAAACUAAAGGCAAGAGCCCAGCAAGAAAAACAUCCUCUGUUUUCAAACCACAGACACACAAAGAAGAGGAUUUUGUUUUCUUGACUAUCUAGAAAUAUGAAAAUAGCAGUGGAUCAUAAUAGUUGUAAUAGCGAAAGAAUAGGGUGUUUGGCGACCUCGUCGGUGGAGAGGAGGAAGGAGAUGGCGGAGGAGUGUAGUCCGUCGUCUUCGACGACAUCUUCUUCGUCGUCGAUCGGGAAAAAUAGUGAUCUAACGGAUGGUGGAGAAGAUGGGUUGGAGGAAAAUGAGGUGCAAAGUGCAUAUAAAGGGACUCUUGAUUCCAUGGAGGCUUUAGAGGAGGUCUUGCCUAUCAGGAGAGGUAUAUCAAAUUUCUAUAAUGGCAAAUCAAAGUCUUUCACAAGCCUGUCUGAUGCGUCCUCUUCUCCCUCCAUAAAAGACAUUGCAAAACCAGAGAAUGCGUAUACGAGGAAACGCAGAAACCUGCUUGCUUUCUCUCAUGUUUGGGAGAAGACCAGGAGUUUCCCUUACCGAAGUGGGAUAGCAAAGAGACCGAUUAGCAAUAGCAAAAGCACAUUGGCUUUAGCAGUUGCCAUGAGCAGUUCUGAAAGCAUCAGUAGUGCUAGCGAGGAUUCGACUUCAACUUCAAAGUCUCCCCCAAAUCUUCCACCUCUGCACCCAAGAUCCAGGGCUUCUCAUAACAAUCUAACCUCGUUACCAUCCCCACGACAAAAUUUUUCUCCCUGGCGGUCGUUCUCUUUGGCUGAUUUGCAACAGUGUACCAUGGGAAAUGUUUUCUCGUUUUUCAUGGUGCUUGCCCCAUGUGCUUGUUUUGAGUUGAUGGAAUGCCUAAAGGAAUACGAAUCUUCUCUCGUUCUGUUUUUAUCUUUUUGUGAUGCUGUUAGGUCUUCAACUACAACCAUACGAUGCUAGUUUGCGCCUAUUUUCCCACCUUGUCUUCACAUAUGAAUAAGCAAGGAACUAGGAGUAGGCUUUAACUCGAAACAGCCACUCCCUUUGCCACCGCGAUCAUGUGGAAAAUGCUGAUGUAGCAUAGUACCUAGGCGGGUAGAGGACAGCAGCAAGUCCAGAACCAAGCACUCUAUAUGCUCCUGCCAGAUGAAGCAGCAGGAGUGCUUCAGCUCACGAUCUACCAAGCCUAAAAGUUAAAACGAGUGGCUAAGCUAUGAUGCUCGGAACCUGAAUGGAGAAUUUAGAGUCACAUUGCCUGGAAGGGAAAGGAAAUAACUACAAUAGUUGACUGUCCAAUUGUCUUUGUAUAGAUGACAAACAAAAAAUAAAAUCAUAAUACAAACAA